CAGGAUCGCCUUGGCGGAGAUGGGCGGGGCCUGUGACGUCAUGAGUCCGGCCCGCUGGAGCUGAGCGAGGGGCCGGGGGGCGCGGAUCCUGAGAGCCAGGCGAGGGAAAGCUGGGCCGAAAGAACUGAUCCGGGGAGCCGUGAGAGGUGGAAGCCGGCCUGGAGCCGGACACUUCAGACCCCUGACUGCCCUCCCAGCCGAUCGGUACACGAAGAGUGGUCCCUAGGCACCCCCUGCCCGGGCCCAGUCCCUCCCCGGGCCCCCCAUGGCCCGGGCCGCAGUCCUCCCGCCGUCCAGAUUGUCACCGACGCUGCCGUUGUUGCCGCUGCUACUGCUCCUGCUUCAGGAAACAGGAGCCCAAGAUGUGCGGGUACGAGUGCUUCCUGAGGUUCGGGGCCGCUUGGGAGGCACUGUGGAGUUACCGUGCCACCUGCUCCCACCCACGACGGAGCGCGUCUCUCAGGUGACCUGGCAGCGCCUGGAUGGCACAGUUGUGGCUGCCUUCCACCCAUCCUUCGGCGUGGAUUUCCCCAACUCUCAUUUCAACAAGGAGCGUCUGUCCUUUGUCAAAGCAAGACCGGAAACAAACGCGGACCUGCGGGAUGCCACUCUGGCCUUCCGGGGACUGAGGGUGGAAGACGAGGGCAAUUACACCUGUGAGUUUGCCACAUUUCCCAACGGUACCCGCAGGGGAGUGACCUGGCUCAGAGUCAUAGCCCAGCCUGAGAACCACGCUGAAGCCCAGGAGGUCACAAUUGGCCCCCAGUCGGUGCCUGUUGCCCGCUGUGUCUCCUCGGGGGGCCGGCCCCCUGCCCGAAUCACCUGGAUCUCAUCCCUGGGUGGUGAGGCAAGAGAUAUUCAGGAGCCAGGAAUACAGGCUGGCACAGUCACUAUCAUCAGCCGAUACUCCUUGGUGCCCGUGGGCCGAGCGGAUGGCGUCAAGGUCACGUGUAGAGUAGAACACGAGAGCUUCGAAGAGCCCAUCCUGCUGCCGGUGACCCUCUCCGUGCGCUACCCUCCCGAAGUAUCCAUCUCUGGCUAUGAUGACAACUGGUACCUUGGCCGCAGUGAGGCCAUACUGACCUGUGAUGUACGAAGCAACCCAGAGCCCACAGGCUAUGACUGGAGCACGACCUCAGGCGUCUUCCCAGCCUCCGCAGUGGUCCAGGGCUCUCAGCUGCUUGUCCACUCUGUGGAUCGAAUGGUCAACACUACCUUCAUCUGUACCGCCACCAAUGCAGUGGGGACAGGCCGUGCUGAGCAGGUCAUCCUGGUGCGAGAGUCACCCAGCAUAGCAGGAGCAGGGGCCACAGGCGGCAUCAUUGGAGGCAUCAUCGCUGCCAUCAUCGCCACUGCAGUGGCUGGCACAGGCAUCCUCAUCUGCCGACAACAGCGGAAGGAGCAGAGGCUUCAAGCUGCAGACGAGGAAGAAGAACUGGAAGGACCUCCCUCCUAUAAGCCACCCACCCCGAAGGCCAAGCUGGAGGAACCAGAGAUGCCUUCUCAACUCUUCACUUUGGGGGCCUCGGAGCACAGCCCAGUGAAGACGCCAUACUUCGAUGCUGGUGUCUCUUGUGCUGAUCAGGAGAUGCCUCGGUAUCAUGAGCUGCCCACCCUGGAAGAGCGGUCAGGGCCCCUGCUGUUGGGGGCUGCAGGUCUGGGACCUUCUCUUCUUGUGCCCCCAGGACCCAAUGUUGUGGAGGGGGUUUCCCUGGGUCUCGAAGAUGAGGAGGAAGAUGACGAGGAAGAAGACUUCCUGGAUAAAAUCAACCCUAUUUAUGAUGCCCUGUCCUACCCCAGCCCCUCUGACUCCUACCAGAGCAAAGACUUUUUUGUAUCACGGGCCAUGUAUGUGUGAGGGAGGCACAGGGGCUCUGACUUCUCACCUUUCACCCUUGACCAAUCAGCUUUCCACUGGUGAUCUAGGACACUCUUGACUUCCAGGCAGGCCAGGGACAGCUAUCACCCAUGCAAUCCACCUGUGACUUCUUAGUGGCUCCACCAUGAUGUCCAACCUAUGAUUUCUGAGGCAGGUAAACCUGCAUAACUGGAAACCUGGAAAUUUUAUCUCCUGAGGCUGGGAGCUCAGCAUAUCCUUCUGCACCACCUGUAACCCCCUCCAGGACUCCUAAGACUCUGACCCUUUGACCAUGCCAUUCACCGAACACUUAAAGUCCCAAAGAAUUCCGGACCUUGCACUUGUCCUCAGGCAGUAGAGUCCCAAUAGAUAUGCAAGAACGGGAUCAGGGGCUCCCUGCUGCUAAGACCUGAGCCCUCCAGGCAGCAGAAGCUCAUCUCAUCCCUUCCCACCCUGCUCCCCAAAGGUGAAAAGGAGAGGAUUCCCCAAUGUAAGGUAUGACCUCCCCAUCUCCACCCACUCCUGCAGGCAGGAAUCUCAGGGUUCACACCCUCUCCUCAUCACCCAGCACCCCAGUUCCUGUCUCCAGAGCAUGAAUUCCUGGUCCAGUGCUGGAGGGGAGAGCCUAAUGCAGUGUGCCUUCCCACCCCAAGUUUGGGAGAAUCUGCUCUUAUCCUGAAGACUACUGAAUUCUUUUAACCCCUACCCAGUGAGAUGAGAACUACACAUCCCUCUUUAGGGGAUGGUGUGUUUGUGUGUGUAAUGGAGAAUCUGGACAUCUGGGUUGGGAAUAUUAUUUUGUAAGCAUUUCCUACAUAAUAUGAGUUUAUACUUUGAUAAA
Messenger RNA from Mastomys coucha (southern multimammate mouse), 2699 nucleotides. It is a transcript of the gene Nectin2, whose product is annotated as nectin cell adhesion molecule 2. Bases 266 to 1858 code for a protein of 530 amino acids. Gene Ontology annotation, cellular component: plasma membrane; focal adhesion; extracellular exosome. Lineage: Eukaryota; Metazoa; Chordata; Mammalia; Rodentia; Muridae. The record is from RefSeq and is a predicted model, not a curated record. Gene Ontology annotation, biological process: positive regulation of T cell receptor signaling pathway; acrosome assembly; positive regulation of mast cell activation. The transcript is spliced from 9 exons. Gene Ontology annotation, molecular function: cell adhesion molecule binding.